Aspergillus alliaceus is the source of this 1652-nucleotide messenger RNA. Its product is annotated as Zn(II)2Cys6 transcription factor domain-containing protein. Gene Ontology annotation, molecular function: zinc ion binding; DNA-binding transcription factor activity, RNA polymerase II-specific. Bases 32 to 1306 code for a protein of 424 amino acids. The transcript is spliced from 2 exons. Lineage: Eukaryota; Fungi; Ascomycota; Eurotiomycetes; Eurotiales; Aspergillaceae. The record is from RefSeq and is a predicted model, not a curated record. Gene Ontology annotation, biological process: regulation of DNA-templated transcription.
ACACGAAACCGUACCAACUAUAUCGUGAACCAUGCCCACAUCAGACAGCCACCGAUCCAAGCAGCGUCCCCCACGAAAAAAAGCUUGUAACAGCUGUACAAAGUCCAAAGUUCGGUGCAGUCUCGAAAAGCCCACUUGUUCGCGGUGCCGGUCAACUGGCCGAGUCUGCGAAUAUCCAGCCUCGGCGUUGCCACGGGAUUCGCCUCCAGGUGAAGCGGGAGUUUCGGAAGAUCCUGAUCCUUCAUACCCCGGGUCGGCGAUAUAUGCAUCACCUCGCUUUGAUCCAGCACCUACUAUGCCAAUACCCUUGCCGUAUGCUACCACUCCCUCGAGCACAGCCUGGAGCCCGGCCAGUCAAGUGCAUGUGCGAAGACAUGUCCCCAGUUGUUGGAGAGAUGGAGAUGAGUUUGACUUUCACACGGUAGAUCUGGUUCCAAGCGCAAACGCAGAAGAUAUCCGGGAUCGCUGGUUGAGACCAUAUAUCCUGCCGCCGCUGGGACAGGAUGAAGUACCCAAGGUUUAUCACCCUUUCACGUUGCAGUACAUCUCACGGAUAUUGAGUACUUAUCCCCGGCGCAUGCUCAAAGACAAGGAUGUCCCUCCCAUUAUUCACCGCUCACAGAUAGACGGGAAAGAGAUGCCUCGGGCGCUCGCGAACUGCUACAGUCUCGUCCGGAUGUGGGAACAGGCCGCACCUGGAAGUGAGAUGAUGGUGGUAGAUACGUUGGAAAAGGAAAUGGAGAGAUUGGCCGAUGAGCAUCUUGAACAUGAUUACGAAUUACUCUCCUCCUUCCAAGCCUACUUGAUAUACACAAUUAUGUUGUACUUCUCCCCUCGUGGAUCCUCCCUCAUCAACGAUAAGAUUAUGAUAACCCUUAUGGAACUGGCUUUCCGGACCGCUCGGAACGGGCUCUUUUGCGCUGCUGAAGUGUCCCACACGCGACCAACCUGGGAAUCCUGGAUUGUGGUUGCCGCGAAACGUCGCGCCAUUUUCACAAUGUACAUAUUUAGCGGCGUCUACAACGCAGAUCGACUACUGCCGAAUUUCAUCGCAGACGAGAUGAGAGGAGUCUUUGCACCGGGCAACAAAUCAUUAUGGGAGGCUCAGGAUCGGGAAACCUGGAACAAGGAAUACGACAGAUAUCUCCUAAGGUGGGAAGACGGGAUGUUGGAGAUUUCGGAGCUAUGGAGAUCAGAAGAAACGGGCUCAACCCAGCGACGGGAACGAAUUGAGCGCUGGGUCCAGUCAACAGACGAAUUUGGAAUGAUGCUAUUCGGAGUCUGCGCCCAUAUCCAUGGUUGUUGAUUUUUAUUUACGUCACAUUCGGGAUUCCGUCUCGGUACUCCGACCCUUCUCCACCCCCGUCUUGGCAAACUGGUUCUAUAUAAAUACUCUCCAAAGACGUCAACUUUCGUUUCUUCGCAUUUCCACAUUCAACAAACUUAUAGAUUCUUAUACAUCUUCGAAAAUGACGGUCUACACUACUGAUCACUCUGCGUCUGUUCUUCAGACCCAUAACUGGCGCACGGCAUGCAAUUCCGCCGCCUAUCUCCUCCCAUACAUAAUCCCAACCUCGAAGAUCCUCGACAUUGGCUGUGGCCCCGGUUCAAUUACUCUCGACUUCGCGCGCCGCGCACACCAAGGCCAUGUU